AUGGGCGAUCUAAGACGAAGGCCUUUGGGUGCCCAGGGAGAGAAGAAGGUGGUUAACGGCUAUAAACUAGUAGCACCAAUUGGAGAAGGUACUUUUGGGAAAGUCUUUUUGGCCGUUUGCCCUAAUGGAAAACAGUCGGUGGCUCUGAAAAGAAUAGUGCUUAAAGAUGAAGCUAAUGGCCUACCCUUAUCUUUACUACGCGAAAUAUCCAUUCUGCGACAACUUUCGCAUCGAUACAUUAUCAAAAUACUUGACGUGUUUAUUGAAGACGAAGCUAAGGUUCUGCUAUUGGCCAAAACUUCCUUUGUGCUUUAUAUCGCCUUUGCUUACGCGAAAACCGACUUGCUUUCCUUGAUCAAUAAGAAAGAAGUGAAGUUUCCGCAUGCUUUGCAGUUCACUGGUGAACUACUUAGUGCCUUAGCUUACUUACAGGCUAAGAAUGUGGUCCAUCGGGAUAUUAAACCCGCUAACAUUCUGGUAAGUGAGGCGAAUGAACUGUGGCUGGCUGAUUUUGGGCUAGCCAGGGAAGUAUCCAGGGGAAAUAUGACUCCUGGAGUGGUCACUCGCUGGUAUAGAGCCCCCGAGCUGCUUUUAAACGGGUCAAUCUAUGGCCCGGGUGUUGAUGUCUGGGCAGCUGGCUGUGUUAUUGCCGAAAUGCUUACUGGCUCUCCUUUGUUCUAUAGUGACUCCGAAACAGAGCAAUUGCUACAAAUUGCCGAACUCUGCGGUGAUUUAACGCCUGAGAUGUUCAAAGCGAACCAAAUAGACGAGCUAGGCCUACAAAUGCUUAGUCUACCGGUCCAAUCGGGACAAUCUUCCUAUGUUCAAAACUACUUUGCUGAGUAUUCCUACCACAUAUCCAUUCUGCUUAGUAAAAUGCUUCAAGCCAAUCCUAAGUAUCGAAUAACGGCCUCCGAAGCUUUGGCAUACUUUGAGCAGUUCCUACAGUAA
Molecule: messenger RNA, 951 nt
Organism: Nematocida homosporus
Lineage: Eukaryota; Fungi; Microsporidia
Product: cyclin-dependent kinase 12/13
Exons: 1
Coding region: 1-951 (316 amino acids)
Biological process (GO): intracellular signal transduction; protein phosphorylation
Cellular component (GO): cytoplasm; nucleus
Molecular function (GO): ATP binding; MAP kinase activity
Source: RefSeq, a predicted model, not a curated record